Messenger RNA from Acinonyx jubatus (cheetah), 1464 nucleotides. It is a transcript of the gene RPL3L, whose product is annotated as ribosomal protein L3 like. The record is from RefSeq and is a predicted model, not a curated record. Gene Ontology annotation, biological process: ribosomal large subunit assembly; translation. The transcript is spliced from 10 exons. The coding region runs from base 157 to 1380 and encodes 407 amino acids. Gene Ontology annotation, cellular component: cytosolic large ribosomal subunit; ribosome. Gene Ontology annotation, molecular function: structural constituent of ribosome; RNA binding. NCBI's taxonomy places the organism in Eukaryota, Metazoa, Chordata, Mammalia, Carnivora, Felidae.
GGCACCAGAGCCCAUGACCGCCACGGAACAUGACCAAGCUCUUCUGCCAGGGGCUAAAUCUGGGACCUGGCUGCCAGGCGUUCUGGCCCUGCCAUUCGACCUCCAGCGCCUGUCGGGGAGGCCCCUUCCUUUCCUGACCUGCCGGGACGGGCUGCCAUGUCCCACCGGAAGUUCUCUGCCCCUCGGCACGGACACCUGGGCUUCCUGCCCCACAAGAGGAGCAGCCGGCACCGGGGCAAGGUGAAGACUUGGCCUCGGGACGACCCCAGCCGGCCGGUGCACCUCACGGCUUUCCUGGGCUACAAGGCUGGCAUGACGCACACUCUUCGAGAAGUGCACCGGCCGGGGCUCAAAAUUUCGAAGCGGGAGGAAGUGGAGGCAGUGACGAUUGUGGAGACGCCGCCUCUGGUGGUGGUCGGCGUUGUGGGCUAUGUGGCCACUCCUCGAGGCCUGCGGAGCUUCAAGACCAUCUUUGCAGAGCACCUCAGUGAUGAGUGCCGUCGCCGCUUCUACAAGGACUGGCACAAGAGCAAGAAGAAAGCCUUCACCAAGGCCUGCAAGAGAUGGCGUGACGCCGAGGGCAAAAAGCAGCUGCAGAAAGACUUUGCCGCCAUGAAGAAGUACUGCAAAGUCAUUCGCGUCAUUGUCCACACUCAGAUGAAGCUGCUGCCUUUCCGGCAGAAGAAGGCCCACAUCAUGGAGAUCCAGCUGAAUGGCGGCACGGUGGCUGAGAAGGUGGCCUGGGCCCAGGCCCGGCUAGAGAAGCAGGUGCCGGUGCACAGUGUGUUCAGCCAGAGCGAGGUCAUCGAUGUCAUUGCUGUCACCAAGGGCCGGGGGGUCAAAGGGGUCACGAGCCGCUGGCAUACCAAGAAGCUGCCACGGAAGACCCACAAGGGACUGCGCAAGGUGGCCUGCAUUGGCGCCUGGCACCCUGCCCGUGUGGGCUGCUCCAUCGCUCGGGCCGGGCAGAAGGGCUAUCACCACCGCACGGAGCUCAACAAGAAGAUCUACCGUAUUGGCCGUGGGCUGCACACGGAGGACGGGAAGGUGGUCAGGAACAAUGCGUCCACCAGCUACGAUGUGACGGACAAGUCCAUCACGCCAUUGGGCGGCUUCCCCCACUACGGGGAAGUCAACAAUGACUUCGUCAUGCUGAAGGGUUGCAUCGCGGGCACCAAGAAGCGGGUCAUCACGCUGAGGAAGUCCCUCCUGGUGCACCACAGCCGCCAGGCCCUGGAGAACAUCGAACUCAAGUUCAUCGACACCACCUCCAAGUUUGGCCACGGCCGCUUCCAGACGGCCCAAGAGAAGAGGGUGUUCAUGGGUCCCCAGAAGAAACAUCUUGAGAAGGAAAAGUCCGAGACCUCGAGAGACCUGUAGGCGGCUUGGGAUGGAGGGAGCCUGAAGGAAGCAUGCGCGACCCCUGCCUGCUCCCUGUGUCUAAUAAAGUGCGAAGGCGACUCU